Molecule: messenger RNA, 1799 nt
Organism: Bactrocera latifrons
Lineage: Eukaryota; Metazoa; Arthropoda; Insecta; Diptera; Tephritidae
Gene: ImpE3
Exons: 1
Coding region: 260-1333 (357 amino acids)
Source: RefSeq, a predicted model, not a curated record
CUUGAGCGACGCAUUUUACCUCUGUUCGUGCGUCAAACGGCAAAAUCAGAGCUCAGUCUGCUUGGUAAACUGCUUUCGAAUACUCGUACUUUUAACUUUUCGGACGCGUCAUAAUUUAAUAAGAUUACAAUCGAACAUUUAAAAUUUGAAGCCUUAAAUAUUUUUUUCUUCGUCGUACUAAAUUGUCAGUCAUUUAAAAUGUCAGUCAUAGAAUGAAACUACCGAGUAACACUAAAGGGGUUAAUUUAUGUAACUAAGUAUGCAACAAGUGUAUUCGGAAAAGUCAAUUAUCAGUCAGAUGUUGUGCCUACUUUUAGUCAGCUACGUUAUUUUGCCAUGCACUUGGGCUGCGCCACAUCUACUCACCAGUUAUUUGCCAGCUUCCAUGCAAGCGCUCGCUUACUAUAUCGACUAUUUGCAGUACGAGCCAAUAUCAUCGACCACUGUCGAACCACCGUUUAGAGUGAACGAUGAUGAAUUAACUAAUAUAUUUAAUGCUUCACCUACGUCCACACCGCUACCAAUGCGUACAACAACCAUUACGUUAUCCACAAAUAAGCAUCCAUCUACCUGGCUCUCAACAACUAGCCGACCAACUUGGUUCAGCACUACCAGCAGACCGUCACAAGGUGUUAGUACCACGGGUUCUGGCUGGUGGAAACCGCCUAUUUGGUGGCAUCCUACAACAGCAGCUACUACAAAACCUACAGUGCCGCCMACACCCACACACAGACCCGGUUUGUAUGCACCCAUAAAAUCGCCACUAAUCAAGCCGCAAACUGAAAAACUCGUCGGUUAUGAGGUAUUUGACGAAAUUGGUGAUAACACUGAAGGUUUCGACAAAUUGACAUUGGCACUGAUACGCGAUAUACAAACAGAGGCAGAACAUGAUGAAUUUACCAAUGAUGUAGAGUCUUUGGAUAACUUUUUGCGCCUUUACGAUGACAACUACGGACGAGCCGCAUUCGAUAGCGACAAUGCUGUGGAUCGUUGGUCAACCACGUCGACUGCAGGUAAAAAACGUGUACCGCCAACCAAACCAUACGUAGAAUUUUUAUUGGUUUAUGAUUUGCUAAAACGCGAUGCAAAAGCCGCUAACCUCAGCAAAUACGAGGGCUAUUCGGAAGAAUUGUUAAGGGACUUACACGAUUUAUCCAGUGCUUCGGCGGAGCGUCAACUGUAUACGCUUUUCAAGCGUAUGAUCGAUCGCGGUGAUGUACAACGUAGUGACGUCGUCUCUCGUUUACAAGGAAUAAUGAAGGAUUUAGCUAACCCCCAAAGUGUCACUGCAAAGGAGUUGCGCUACAUUCCAGCCAUGCCAUUUGUGCCUUGAUUGUCAAGUGCGGAACAUUAAUUAAUAAUUCAAUAAAAUUAAUAAAUUUGCCUAAAGGAAUAUUGGCUGUAUACCUAUGUAUAUGAGUUUAAAGUUAAAGUUAUUAUAUGGAAUAUAAUUAUUUUUAUUUAGAAAAGGUAUUUUAGCGUUUAAACUGCAUGAAUGUAUCUUAUAAAAAUCCACAUACCGUCUGCAGGGGUAUUGCCCUCUAAAUAGAAAUUUKCUUACGAUGUAAAGGUCAGCCCAACAGGGGCUAUUUAUUAUUGUUUGAGAUUUUAGUUUGGAAAUAUCCUUUUACAACAUUCCAAACUAUCAGUACUAGUUUUCUGGGCCAGAUUCGGCUUGUAUAUAUACAUUCUUACAUUGCUUUUUGAUUUAAAUAUUAUCCUUUGUUGGCUGAGGAUUAGUUUAUACUCAAAAUAAAAUUUGACUUGGUGCAUAUAAAAUACAAAUCGAAGUUGAUAAA